AUGAACAGCCACGUCAACGGAGGGAACUGGGCUGGCGAGUUCUUUCCUCGAGUGGCAAACGAGGGUUUUGCACUUUUCACUGUGGACAUCAUGGGCCAUGGAUACAGCGAGGGCACCCGAGCACUUAUAGAUGACUGGCACGAUGUCUUUGCAGACCUGGAAGCGUUAACGGAGGCCAUUUUCAACAUGUGGGAUGAGCCGCCAGGUGAGGAGGAAUUCAAUGCCGGCGUCCCGCCAGAGGUGCUUCAAAGAUUAAGACAGUUGCCUCUCUUCCUUCAUGGCUUAAGCAUGGGCGGGAUGAUUUGCCUACACUUGGGGCUGAGACUUCAACGGCACCCACGAAUACAAAGAAUAUUCAGAGGUGUUGUGUUUGGUUCGCCAGCGUUGGAAGUGCCAAUGCCACCGGAGGCAGUGUCAUGCCUUCUUCGCAACUUUGUUGUCCCAUGCUUUUCGCGCUACUCCAUGCCAGCAUUUCUGAGCUCCAGCAGCAAAGUUCAGUACAGCCACUCAUAUCUUCUCAGCGAUCCCAAGCAGAAGAUGUUUGCAGAGAUGGAGAUGCGUGACGACCCAGAACGGUUUCCUGGAGUAGGACUCGGUUGGCCGCGCAACAUGCGCUGGGGCACAGCCGGAGCCUUUUCCAAGAUCUUCUCAACCAUGGACAAGGAUAUGACAGAAGUAACGUUUCCCUUUGUGGUGAUUCACGACCCAGAGGACAACGUUUGCCUUAUCGAAGGCUCUGAGAAGCUUAUGGAACGCAGUCCAAGUGCGGACAAGAAGCUGUGCCGUAUGGAGACAGGUGGAUUCCAUGUCAUUACCUUUGUAGACCAAGAAAGAUACGUGGGACACCAGGCAUCCUGGAUGAAGCAGCAUUUACUCUGA
Durusdinium trenchii is the source of this 879-nucleotide messenger RNA. NCBI's taxonomy places the organism in Eukaryota, Dinophyceae, Suessiales, Symbiodiniaceae. The record is from the annotation of a GenBank genome assembly.